Messenger RNA from Leopardus geoffroyi (Geoffroy's cat), 1871 nucleotides. RefSeq names its product zinc finger protein 501-like. Gene Ontology annotation, biological process: regulation of transcription by RNA polymerase II. The record is from RefSeq and is a predicted model, not a curated record. The transcript is spliced from 5 exons. The coding region runs from base 397 to 1869 and encodes 490 amino acids. Gene Ontology annotation, molecular function: DNA-binding transcription factor activity, RNA polymerase II-specific; RNA polymerase II cis-regulatory region sequence-specific DNA binding. NCBI's taxonomy places the organism in Eukaryota, Metazoa, Chordata, Mammalia, Carnivora, Felidae.
CCCCAGCCCCCCCGAGGGCAGGCACCGAUGUCCCCGAGCCCUCUGGGAAGUGGAGUCCUUCCGCCGGGACCCCCGACCUGGCGGGGUCGCCUCCAAGUGCGCAGAUGCGACUCCAGACGGAGCCUCAGGCUCGAGCCUUUUGUUCCCCCACAGCUCCGUGUGUCCGGAAAGCGACUCCGUCCUCCCCUCCGUCUUUCCCAGAGCGCAGCCCGGCGGGGACCCGCCCUGUGGCCGGAGCCGAGUGGGCAGCGCGUCCGGGGAACUUCAGAGUAGAGUUGAAUGAUUUUCACAAAGAAGCAGAUUAUGUAUUGUUGGAAAGUCCGUGUUUAUCUCAUCUGAAACAGCGAACAAAGGAGAAAUCAUAGCAAUAACAGGACAAAAAAAGAGAAUCUAAUCAUGGAUUAUCUGACCACUGAAGCUGAGGAAGAAGUCCUUCCAGCCAUUACUACCGAGGAUGCUUCUCUGCCCCAAAAACAGAACAUUGAAGAAAUGGAACCCACUGUUGAGCUCCUUCCUGUUGAGUUCCAGGAAUUGGUGACAGUCAAGGAUGAGGAAAUGGACUUCAGUCAUGUGGAGGAAGAAGAGCUGAAUUCUGCCCAAAGGUACAUGGGCAUUGAUAUGAAAGUGGAGAAUUGUGGGAGCCUGGUAUUUUGGGAUUCCGAAUCUAUACCUGAAACUAAAGAAUCUUUUUCAAAGCAAGAACUUUAUGAAGAAGUGUCCUCCGAAAGAGAGCUGAUAAUAGAAAGACUUAAAAAGGUUGAGGCCUGGGACUCCAGAUUGAUAGAAGCCUGGCAAUGUGAAGGCACAUUAGAAAGGCAGCAAGGAAACCAGAAGAAAGAUUUAAGGGAAGCCAUAAUUAAACACAAGAAAACCACUGUGGAGGAUUGUAAUGAAAUUGGGGAAAGUUCAAACCCAAUCAAACAUCGAAAUAUUUACUCAGUGAAAAAGCCUUGGAAGUGCAAUGAAUGUGGGAAGUUCUUCAGUUACUACUCAGCCUUUAUCCUACAUCAGAGAAUUCAUACUGGGGAGAAGCCUUAUGCAUGUACUGAGUGUGGAAAGGCCUUCAGUCGGAGCUCAUCACUUAUUCAGCAUCAGAGAAUUCACACGGGAGAAAAACCUUACGAGUGUAACAAAUGUGGGAAAGCCUUCAGUCAUCGGUCAGCCCUCAUUCAGCAUCAUAUCAUUCACACUGGAGAAAAGCCCUAUGAGUGCAAUGAAUGUGGGAAAGCCUUCAACCAAAGCACAUACCUUAUUCAACACCACAGAAUCCAUACUGGAGAGAAGCCCUAUAAAUGCAAGGAGUGUGGGAAAGCUUUCAAUGAUACCUCAUCCCUAAUUAAACAUCAAAGAGUUCAUACUGGAGAAAAACCUUAUGGAUGUAAAGAAUGUGGGAAAGCCUUUAGUGACAGGUCGGGCCUCACUCAACAUCAGAGAACUCAUACAGGGGAAAAGCCAUAUGAAUGCAGUGAAUGUGGGAAAGCUUUCAGCUACUGUUCAGCUCUUAUUCAACAUCAAGGAACCCAUACUGGGGAGAAACCUUACAAAUGUAACGAAUGUGGGAAAGCCUUCAGUGAUCGCUCAGCUCUCAUAAGACACCAAAGAAUUCAUACUGGGGAGAAACCUUACAAAUGUAAAGAAUGUGAGAAAGCCUUCAGCCAGAGCUCAUCUCUUACAAAGCAUCUGAGAACUCAUACUGGAGAGAAACCAUAUAAAUGCAGUGGUUGUGACAAAGCCUUCAGUCAGAGUUCAUCUCUUAUUCAACAUCAGAAAACCCAUACAGGAGAAAAACACUACAGAUGUAAGAAAUGUGAGAAAACCUUCAGUGUGCGUUCAGCCUUUUAUCAACAUAAAGAAAUUCAUGAUGAAUAGAA